CCCAGCCCCAGCCCCGCCGCCGCCGCCGCCGCCGCCGCCGCGCGCGCUCCAAGCCCCCACUCCCGAGCCGCCGCUCUCGUCGCGCGCUCGGAGCUUCCCCGCGGGCCGCUCUCCUCGCCCGACGAUGGCGCGCGGCGGCUGCGGUCCCCCCGCGGGGCUGGCCCUGGCGCUGCUGCUGGCGCUGCUGCUGCUGGCGCCCCCCGCGCUGCGGGCCAAGCCCACGGUGCGCAAGGAGCGCGUGGUGCGGCCGGACUCGGAGCUGGGCGAGCGGCCGCCCGAGGACAACCAGAGCUUCCAGUACGACCACGAGGCCUUCCUGGGCAAGGAGGACUCCAAGACCUUCGACCAGCUCACCUCGGAGGAGAGCAAGGAGAGGCUGGGGAAGAUUGUCGAUCGCAUCGACAAUGACGGGGAUGGCUUUGUCACCACCGAGGAGCUGAAAACCUGGAUCAAACGGGUGCAGAAAAGGUACAUCUACGAUAAUGUUGCCAAAGUCUGGAAGGAUUAUGAUCGGGACAAAGACGAUCACAUUUCCUGGGAAGAAUACAAACAAGCCACCUACGGCUACUACCUAGGAAACCCCACAGAGUUUCAAGAUACUUCAGAUCAUCAAACCUUUAAAAAGAUGCUGCCACGUGAUGAGAGAAGGUUCAAAGCUGCAGACCUCAAUGGUGACCAGACAGCCACCCGGGAGGAGUUCACUGCCUUUCUGCACCCUGAGGAGUUUGAGCAUAUGAAGGAAAUUGUGGUUUUGGAAACUCUGGAGGACAUCGACAAGAAUGGGGAUGGCUUUGUGGAUCAGGAUGAGUAUAUUGCUGAUAUGUUUUCCCACGAGGAGAAUGGCCCUGAGCCGGACUGGGUUCUGUCAGAACGGGAGCAGUUUAAUGAAUUCCGGGAUCUGAACAAGGACGGGAAGCUGGACAAAGAUGAGAUUCGCCACUGGAUCCUCCCGCAAGACUAUGACCACGCACAGGCUGAGGCCAGGCACCUGGUGUACGAGUCGGACAAAGACAAGGAUGAAAAGCUCACUAAAGAGGAGAUCUUGGACAACUGGAACAUGUUUGUUGGAAGCCAAGCUACCAAUUAUGGGGAAGAUCUCACCAAAAACCAUGAUGAGCUUUGAUACACACUCACCAUAAUAUGACAGACUGUCAUAGGCUUUCUUUUAUUGUCCUGGAUAAUUGCUACAAAUUGUCUCAUUUACAGCAGUUGCGUCCCCCCCCCCCCCCGAAAAGCAAGUUUAUCACCUCAGAUUGGGGUUAAAAUUGUUUUUUACUCAAUAUUUGCUGGAAAAUAGUCAUCACUAUUCUCUAAGACUUCUCUGCAAACAUUAAAAUCUUGGUCAAUUGCAAUGCUCUUUAGGGAUACAUUGCUAAAAUAUGACUUUUUAGCUUUUCCCAUGAAAUUUGAACUAAAGGGGAAUAAAAUUUGAAAAAGUCUUGUUGUUCAGAAGUUGGGUGGUUGGGGAGAGGGCAGUACAUGGAGUGACUGCUAUGAUUUUAACUGCAGAUUUUUUACAUUUGCCACUGUUGAAUAAUUGGUAAGGGAAAAUUGUGGUUAUGCGUCAGUGGUAUCUCAUCCUACACAGGCUUCUUUCAGAGCAAGGCUGAUGUUUCAGAUUCUUCCUUCUUGACUUUGUCCUCUGAGCUGUUACUGUAAAUGGCAUAUAAACCCCUGUGCAUUCUUCUGUAUGGACCUGCUAAUGUGCACAACAGAUCCACCCAUCUUUGUUUUUUGUCUUUUUUACAAUAAGAAACAAUUAAGAAAGAUAAUGUGAAAAAGGAAGUUUUAAAGGUAGAGAGAAAAGAUGAAUGUCAGGCAUUUGGAGAACUAUAGGGAAAUGUUAAACACUUUAUUAUACUUGAGAAAUUUUUCUUGACAUGUAAAUGAAGUAGAUCUGAUCUUUGAAAAAGUGAAUAGAACUGCAGUCCAUUUCCUCGCUGAUCUCUGAUAGGAAUACGGAGAAGUGUCCUUGGAAAGCCUGCCUAGUGGAGCUCUGGAACCGUAUCAUCCAGUUCCAGUGAUUCUACAGCCCUCGGACCUCCCCCGGGACCACUUACACCAUGGAAUUGACAAAGCAGUGUUCCAAGCCACUGGCUGAAUUGGAAGAAAUAACUUUUACAGGUUGAAAUUCCACCUUUUAAGUAGAAAGUAAAUGAAAUAAAGGAUCCCUCUGAGGAUCUGCUACUGUG
Messenger RNA from Hippopotamus amphibius kiboko, 2192 nucleotides. It is a transcript of the gene RCN1, whose product is annotated as reticulocalbin 1. Lineage: Eukaryota; Metazoa; Chordata; Mammalia; Artiodactyla; Hippopotamidae. The transcript is spliced from 6 exons. Gene Ontology annotation, molecular function: calcium ion binding. The record is from RefSeq and is a predicted model, not a curated record. Gene Ontology annotation, cellular component: endoplasmic reticulum. Bases 125 to 1123 code for a protein of 332 amino acids.